Messenger RNA from Thelazia callipaeda (thelaziosis nematode), 2676 nucleotides. Lineage: Eukaryota; Metazoa; Nematoda; Chromadorea; Rhabditida; Thelaziidae. The record is from the annotation of a GenBank genome assembly.
AUGGGAUCUCUAUAUCGAUCAGAGCAGAUGCGAUUCUGCCAAAUGAUUAUUCAAAAAGAUGCUGCAUUCAGUUGUGUGGCUGAACUUGGAAAACAUCCUUAUGUUCAGUUCAAAGAUUUAAAUGCUAAUGUAAAUCCAUUUCAAAGGAUGUAUGUUCGUGAUAUUCAACGAUUUGGAGAAUUAGAACGAAAACUACGAUUUCUUGAUAGUCAAAUUCGUAAAGAUAAUAUAGAAGUUAAUUGUGAUGUGGAUAAAGAUGAUACGUAUGAGAUAAUGGCUCCACAUGAACUCAAUCAAUUCGAGGCAACACUAGUCGAUUUAGAGCGUGAUAUAAUUGAAAUGAAUGAGAGUGAUAUACUUUUAAAACGAAAUUAUGUCGAGCUAAAGGAAUGGGAAGCAAUUUUGGGAAAAACUGAUCAAUUUUUCCAAGAAGCUAUUUACAAAUUUAUUUUCAAGGGUAUCACUGACGUUGCAAUGCAAGAAAUUGAAGCUGUGCAAGAAGAAACAGGAUUUGUGCUUAGAAGCGAAAAAGAACCAAUGGGAUUUGCCGUAGGUGUUAUAAGUUGUGAUCGUGUAAAUGCUUUUGAAAAAGUUUUAUGGAGAGCGUGUCGCAGAACAGCUUUUGUGCGUACUACAAAAAUUGAAGAAGAAUUAGAAGAUCCUGAUACUGGAGAAAUGUGCAUUAAAUCAGUUUUCGUUAUUUUUUACAAAGGUAAUCGGCUACGUAUUAUUAUCGAAAAAGUUUGUGAAGGAUUCAAAGCUAAAUUGUAUAAUAGCUGCCCCAAAAAUAGUAAGGAUCGUCAUGCGGCAGCACGAGAUGUAAAAGCUCGUAUAUCGGACAUGCAGACAGUACUGGGUCAAACUCAAGAACAUCGACACAAAGUUCUUCAAGCUGCUUCUAAUUAUGUUAGACAAUGGCAGAAGGAGGUUUGUAUGCAAAAAUCAGUUUAUUAUACCUUAAAUCUUUUCACUUUUGACACUAUUGGUAAAUUUUUCAUCGCUGAGUGUUGGGUAUCAUAUGCUGAUUUGGAAAAUGUGCGUUUAGCUCUGGAAAAAGGAGUAGAAAAAAGUGGUAGCAACGUUAAACCAGUUCUGAAUCUUUUAGAGACUACAGAAGAGCCACCAACAUAUAAUAGAAUCAACAAAUUUACGCAAGUUUUCCAGGGAAUUGUUGAUUCCUAUGGUAUCGCCUCUUACUUGGAAAUUAAUCCCGCUCCUUAUACGAUCAUAACAUUCCCAUUUAUUUUUGCCUGUAUGUUCGGUGACCUUGGACAUGGUAUUCUUAUGCUAAUUGCUGGUUUAUGGAUGGUACUUCGAGAAAAAAAUCUUGCAUCGCGCAAUAUUAAAGAUGAGAUCUUCAACACAUUUUUUGGAGGUCGAUAUAUUAUUUUACUUAUGGGUAUUUUUUCAAUUCAUGCAGGUUUUCUUUAUAAUGAUGUUUUUGCAAAAUCAUUCAAUAUAUUUGGUUCUAAAUGGCGCAACCCUUUUCAACAUGCGGAAAUUGAAUCAUGGUAUAAUGACUCCAUUAUUACCAAAAAAGAAAUGAUGGUCGAUUUGCCACCUUCGAGAUCUUUCAUGCAUGAUCAAGGACCAUAUUACUUUGGAGUUGACCCUAUUUGGAAUUUAGCUGAGAACCGAUUAAAUUUUUCAAAUUCACUGAAAAUGAAACUAUCUAUAAUACUUGGAAUUGCUCAAAUGACAUUUGGAGUGAUUUUAUCACUUUUUAAUUACAUAUAUUUCAAAUCGUCAAUUGAGAUAUACACAGUGUUUAUCCCGCAAAUUUUGUUCAUGACGUGUAUAUUUAUUUACUUGUGUAUACAAAUUAUCAUUAAAUGGUUAUUUUUUUGGAUUAAACAGGAUUAUAUUUUUGGAAUGCUUUAUCCAGGAUCAAAUUGCGCCCCAUCAUUGCUGAUUGGCUUAAUUAAUAUGUUUAUGUUCAAAAAGCGACGUUCUGGAUUUGUUAAUAUGGAUGAGGUUAUUGGUAGAAAUGGUGAACGUAUUGAAUAUGCGAAGUGGACAAAUUGCCAUCUUAAUCAGUGGUAUCAAGGACAGUCAACUCUUGAAGCGUUUCUGGUCAUCAUAGCUGUAAUAUGUAUUCCUGUUAUGUUAUUCGGGAAACCGAUUCAUUUCUUAUUGCAUCGAAGAAAAAAUAAUAUUGUCAGUGACAGUGUCGUUGUACGUAUGAAUAAAGAAAGUGAAGAAACAGAGAUUAGUUUAAAUGAAAAUGGUAAAAGCACGUUAACUAGAGAAGAGAAUGAGUCAACACUUGCUAACGAACAUGAGGAAGAGUCCUUCACAGAUGUAAUGGUUCAUCAAGCUAUCCAUACUAUUGAAUAUGUUCUUGGAUGUGUGUCACAUACAGCAUCAUAUCUAAGAUUGUGGGCCUUAUCACUGGCGCAUGCUCAAUUAUCAGAAGUUUUAUGGGAAAUGGUACUUGUACAAGCUUUCGGAAUGUCUGGUUUCGCGGGUUAUAUUGCGACAUAUUUGAUAUUUUUUGUAUUUGGCAUCCUGACUAUUUCAAUCCUAGUAUUGAUGGAAGGACUUUCUGCUUUCCUACAUGCGCUACGAUUGCAUUGGGUUGAAUUCCAGUCAAAAUUCUAUCUUGGACUGGGAUAUCCAUUUGCACCCUUCUAUUUCAAAGACGUACUACAAAGAACAAAUACUGGCGAGAUAUAA